AUGGCACGAGCUGCGGUUAUUCCACCGUCGUCCCCUCAGAAACGGACGACGCGCGGCAAAAAGAGUACAAACAUCACCACGGCCGCUCGGAAAGCUACUGAGGAGUCGUCUUCUACGGGGCCUAAACCGCGAGGAAGACCGCCGAAGACACAGGGAACUACUGCUGGCACAACAGAGUCGACUAAGCGGAGUACUCGGAGCAAGACGAGUAAGAAGGCCGAUGUAGAGUCGGAUCAGGAAGGGACGGAUGAUGAUGAGAUUGGACUCAUUUCUACAAAUGCAAAGACUGCGAGGGGGAAGAGUUCGUCGUCGAAGACUACCAGUAGAGGCUCUAGAGGUGCCGCCGCCGCUGCUGAGAAGGAUGAUGAGAAUGACGACGAUGAGCUCGCUCAGACUGAUGCUCCUAAGAAGAAACAAGUCGGCAGGCCGAGGACGAAAAAUGUGGCCGCGAAGGAUAGCGCUCCUUCCAACUCGGAGACUGGCGUGAAGCCAACAAGAGGUCGGCCGAGAGGUACAACAACCAAGUCGAAUGCGACUUCAGAGCCUGAGAAAAGCACGGCAACGCGGAAAAAGACAAGAGCUCAUACCGAUGCCGAUGAUGCUUCAUCUUCCGCAUCAAAUCCCAGACGUGUGGUGGUGACGACCCACUCUUCUGUGGUGGUGAAGUCGAAUUUAUUACGAGGACCGGCCAAGAAGAAGACGGUCACUUUCAAAGAUAUAUCGGAUUCCGAAAAGGAAGAUAGCGAUUUUCCCGAGUCGGUCCCCGUGGGAAGGAGAAGAACAACACGGCAAACUGGUCUAAACGCGAAGCCAGCUCGCAAGCAACCUACCAUUUCUGGUGCUGGCCCUGGCCGGGGUCGUAAACCCGCGGCAACGACGAAUCAAGACGCACCGAAGCCUCUAUCUCCCAAGAAGGCAAAGCAGGUUGCUAAAUCAUUGUCUUCAUAUGCGAGUUCCGAUGGCGAGGACGAUGAAUUGAGCUGCGCCAAGAACCAAGAUCAAGCCCAAAUCAAACUCAUUGCCGACUCGCCCAUCAAAUAUAAAUCAGAGGUUCCCACCAGUCUAAGUUCUCCUGUGAAAAGGAUCAAUCUCAACAGACACGGCGAAGAAAGUGCAUUGGGUCUCUCAGCCUCUAAACAGGCACCAGGGAAUACAACUGGACUCAGUUCUCCUGUGAGGAGGAUCAACUUUACAGCUAGCCACCAAGGACCUAUGUCUGUUGAUGAAAAUGGUGAUGUUGUCCCGGUUUCCAAGCCGCCGGUUGACUUCAAGGAUUCUGUCUUCAUGUUCAGUCCUGCUAAAAGACCCCCGCCUUCUCCAUUCCAUUACACUCUGAGGGAAACACCGAGGAAGUGCCCACUUACCAUCAAAGACCAGUCUAAGACAUCUUCACAGCCAGACUUUACUCCAAAGCAUAACUCCCCACUCAAGUCAUCACCUAGGAAGGCGGAUUUGAGCGCCUCAUUCUUACAGAGCCCGAUAGAAUCGUCGUCAACACCAUUCUCGGCAAGAACACGUCUGUUCCAGAGUCCAGCUAAAAGGUUUCUCUCCCCCUUUAAGGGGUCCAUUUCCCCGGAAAAGAUUUUUGGGUCUCAAUUGGUUGAGAGGGCUAGCAGUGUCAACUCAAGCCCUAGUCCUGUCCGUGAUAAUAUGGAGCCUGAGGCUCAAUAUACGCCCCGGCACGAAAUCACCGAUUCCACUGCUGGCAUUAUUGAAGGAGACAAACAUGAGCAAGAAGUUGAGAUGGAAUCAGAGCCAGAGGGUGAAGAUGAGGUCCAAUUUCAAGCUCCAGUUGAAGACGAAACGAUCAAAGUUGACCGGGAGCCUAGUAUGGGAAUCAGGCAAGAGUCAGAUUACAGUGAGAAUGCUGACGAUGAAAUGGAAAUAAAUGACUCAUCCGACGAAAUCCAAGAUCAACGUCGAACUCUAGUCGAAGAUAAAAUGACCGAGAUUGAUGGAGAAAGUGGUAUGGAAGCCAGCCAAAACAUAAUUGAGGAGGAUGGUCAUGGUGAUAUGGAACUCAAUGAAAUAUUGGACGAAGUCCAAGACGAUGAGCAGGAAACAGUCGAACCUGAGAUGGGUGAGAUAUCGCCGGAUCUAAUGUCUCAGAAUCGCAGAGAUGAUGUCAGAUCCACAGAAUAUGUGCACAUGCGUUCGGAUUGUGAAGACUUCCGAGCUCGAGAAGCAUCGCCGACUGAACGCCACCGAGAACAAGAAGAUGGGGUGGGCGACGUGCAGGCAGAUUCAGAGGUUGAAGAUACUCAGAAAGUUCCCGAUGCUUCGCCAGACUGGGAGGGGUUCGAAACAGGAGAAUACCAAACGGAACAGCCCGGAAUUGACUCAGAGAUCCAAUAUCAUCGUCUGGAGACGUACCCAGAAAAUGAGCCGACCCAGGAUCCUGAUGAUGUUUUUGUUGAUCGUCCCAUUACCGCAGCAGAAGAGUCAUUCGACAGCCCAGCACAAGAACACCAAACGCCCUUGGACGAAAUCCCUAACGAUGAAAACGAUGAGGACGAUACCAUCAGCGACGCUGGGGUUUUUGAUUUUGGCGAUGACCCUACACUCGUAGCGCCUGCUGGAGAUGAAAUGUAUACUAUGGCUACCCCAUCGCGUCUCUGCCCUUACGAAAUCGACGAGCCUGAAAGUACGACCCAAAUUCGUACAGUUAGAUACAUACCUCCUCCGGCUCCAUCCCCGCCAAUUAGAACCUCCACCAGACCGUUCGAAUUUCAGCCUCAGCAGGGAGGGAAUAGUCAUGUCGAAUCAGGAACGGAGAAUGCUGAUCGGCGGGCGACCAUGGAUCGGUCUGGAAGUCCAACUCCUUUGGAACACCGAACUCCCGGAAGUGGACAGUCUAUCCAAGAACAACCAGUUUCUCGUGAGAACAGCCCUAGUCGCAGCCCCCUAGCGGAACAUCCCAGCGGCAGUUCAGAAACCCACUACCAAACAGGGCACCCACGACGAAGAGGGGUGCACUCGCUUUCCACAGCAGAGCUUAGGGCUAGAAAUUACCCUUCUCGCAGGUCCUUACGGUCAUCCCGAGGCUAUUCCGAUGUGUCCAGGCGCUCUUUGGUAGCCAGCCGAGGAUCUCUGCCCGCGAAAUUGCCGCUCCGGGAAGUCUCUCAGCUUGACUCUGCAUCGCCAGUUGAAGAAUCCGGAUCGGUCCGAAAUAACUUAUCGGCGAGGGAAGAUUACUCGUCUACCGAUGAGCACCUGGAGAAUAACAUUAUCUGUGACCGCGAGCCCUGUAUAGAGCCUAUGGGGAGCGUAGCCGGGGAAUCAGAUACGCAGCCGGCCAAAGGUGUCUUCAAUGAUCCGGAGCCUAGAACUUCAGAAUUGUCUCAUGACAACGUGGAUAUAUACUGUGACGAAAACGAUCCUCCGGUGCAACAAGGUGACGAUCUGGCAUAUCCCGAUUUGACUGCAACAGAUGAAUAUGAUGAUAAUAAAGAGAAUGAGAACGUCAACACCUCCCCUCCGCCACAUCCAGCUCUAUCAGAGAAUGCCGAAUUGGAUGAGAACAAGGAAAAUGAGGUCGCUUGCAUUUCUAUUCCUCCUGUCACGCCUUUAAAGAAGAAAGGAAGUCCGUUGCUGCACACUUCAUACACAGUUUCCAAGGUUCCACUGAAGCCCGAGGGUCAGGUAUCGCCUUUGAAAUUGCCUCGCAAAAGAGUCAAGUCGCUGUCAAACACUUCGCCCCGUCGUUCUUCUCCUAGGCUGCGCAACCGCGUUCUAUUGCCUAAGAGCCCUGCAGCACCGUCCUUCUCACCUCGCAAGUCGAUUAAACUGCAAGAGGAUCCUCGCUCUUCUCCUCGAAAGUCUUUGGGGGCGCGGGAGACGGUGCACGAGGUUGUUUCCUCUGGGAACCGCGGAAAUACGACUUCUCCCUGCCCAGUCUACACCCCUAGUCGAAAUACCGGUGCGGGUAGCCAAGUCUUACGUGGAGCAGUUGUCUUUGUUGAUGUCCAUACCACGGAGGGGGAAGAUGCAAGUGGUAUAUUUGUCGAACUCCUGCAGCAGAUGGGAGCCAGGUGUGUUAAGACUUGGUCAUGGAACCCUCGUCUCAGUCUCUCCCCGAUGGAUGGAGUUGAUCCGAAGGAUAAUAAAGUUGGCAUCACUCAUGUCGUUUACAAAGAUGGCGGAGUGCGGACACUAGAAAAGGUCAGGCAAGCAGCGGGUCUUGUGAAGUGUGUUGGUGUCGGGUGGGUUUUAGACUGUGAAAGAGAGAAUAAAUGGCUUGAUGAAUCUCACUACGCAGUUGACUGUUCCAUCAUCCCUCGUGGUGGUGCCAAGCGCCGCAAGAGCAUGGAACCCCGAGCCUUAAGCAACGUGAACGGUACCUUAAUCCCAGCCGAAGGCUCAACUUCACAUACCCGUUCUAGACGCUCUGGUGCAAAUUCGGGAGCAAUGGAAGACUUUAUGAGGAUAUCGCCGCCCAUAAUAUCUUUGAACGACUCGGGAUCCACUGGAGAGACUACCCGAUCACCUGCACCCUCGAAUGAUAACGACGAGGAAUACAGCUGUCCCUUCCCCACAACCCCUGGCGGCAAGGAUUACGACUUCAGCCAUCUUGACGACAUUGGAAUGUCGCCUGCCACACCGUUCUUCCUUUCUCAGAGAUCGAAACUGGUCCAGCAGACGUGUCCGCCUAAGCAGACCCGCCAGGGCCUUUUUGAUGAUUACUCUUCUCGGGAAGAAGGUUCCCCAGAUGGGUUGUUGUCGAGUGAGCGGUUGAGGUUGAAGUUGGAGGCCGCUAGGAGGAAGAGUUUGGUGUAUAAGCCGAAGAUUGGGAGUCCCCUGGCAUUGUAGCCUUUCUUCGCGUUGUCUUGUAUACAAUGAUGUUUCAGCACAUAUUUCCUUCACUCUACUCAUAGGCCAUGUUUUCUUCGUGUGCUUUUUUCUUUUUCUUCUUGGGUUCUUGGGGCGCACGGCUAGAGGGUUACGUUGGAGGGGAGUUGGGAAAGGUACACUUUGUGGUUAUGAUUUUCCAUAUUGAACAUAGUAUGGUUCAAUUUUUGAUUUAUUUUUAUCAGUACCUUCGUUCAUUGCAUGCAAAAUGUACCGUACAUAGAUAGAGAGGGG
Molecule: messenger RNA, 5082 nt
Organism: Monascus purpureus
Lineage: Eukaryota; Fungi; Ascomycota; Eurotiomycetes; Eurotiales; Aspergillaceae
Source: the annotation of a GenBank genome assembly